Leptosomus discolor (cuckoo roller) is the source of this 2380-nucleotide messenger RNA. Lineage: Eukaryota; Metazoa; Chordata; Aves; Leptosomiformes; Leptosomidae. The record is from RefSeq and is a predicted model, not a curated record.
AUGGCGGACACAGACCUUUUUAUGGAAUGUGAGGAGGAGGAGCUGGAGCCGUGGCAGAAAAUCAGUGAUGUGAUCGAAGAUUCUGUUGUUGAGGAUUAUAAUUCAGUUGAUAAAACUGCAACGGCUGGCAAUCCUCUCGUCCAGCAAAGCGGGCAGCCGCUCAUCCUUGCCCAGAACCCGGCCUCAGGUCUGGGCACGAUGGUCACUCAGCCGGUAUUACGACCUGUCCAGAUCAUGCAGAAUGCCAAUCACGUCACGAAUUCUCCGGUGGCCAGCCAGCCCAUCUUCAUAACAACCCAGGGAUUUCCCGUGAGGAAUGUGCGGCCUGUACAAAACACGAUGAACCAAGUUGGAAUUGUUCUGAAUGUACAGCAAGGUCAAACAGUUAGACCCAUCACCCUCGUCCCAGCCCCAGGUACCCAGUUUGUUAAACCGGCGGUUGGCGUUCCUCAGGUGUUCUCUCAAAUGGCCCAGGUGAGACCAGGUACAACCAUGCCGGUCCGACCCACCACCAACACUUUCACUACGGUCAUUCCGGCCACGCUUACCAUCAGGAGCACUGUACCACAGUCCCAGGCACAACCGCAAAGUAAGUCCACUCCCAGCACCUCCACAACACCUACUGCAACGCAGCCAACAGCACUUGGACAGUUAACUGUGCAGCAGCCAGGGCAGUCCAGUCAAGCUACUAACCCCAAAUUAGUGAGUAUUGCGAGCUUUGUGACUGUAAAGAGACCUGGAGUGACUGGUGAGAACAGCAAUGAGGUUGCUAAGCUAGUGAAUACCCUGAACACCAUUCCUUCGUUAGGACAGAGCCCUGGCCCGCUGGUGGUUUCCAACAGCAGCCCUGUGCAUGGUUCCCAGAGAUCUAGUGUUUCAGAGUCGUCGUCGUCGUCGUCAUCGCUAAAAGUCAGUUCAUCUCCUAUUCCCACCUUUGAUUUGCAAGAUGGUGGCAGGAAGGUCUGCCCGAGGUGUGAUGCGCAGUUUCGAGUCACUGAAGCUUUAAGAGGACACAUGUGUUACUGCUGCCCUGAAAUGGUUAAAUUCCUCAGGAAAAGAAAAUCUCCAGAAUCUGAACCAAAUAUUCAAUCUGCAAAGCCUCCAUCUCCAGAAAAAACGACAGCCGUUGCUUCACCGCCCUCUUCUACUCCUAUCCCUGCGCUGUCCCCACCUGCUAAAGCUCCGGAGCCAAGUGAAAACGUAGUUGACUCAUCCCAAAGUAAGCUCAUCAUGUUGGUGGAUGACUUCUACUACGGCAGAGACGGUGGCAAAGUGAGCCAGCUGCUGAACUUCCCCAAGGUUCCCACUUCCUUCAGGUGUCCACACUGCACCAAGAGGCUAAAGAACAACAUACGAUUUAUGAAUCACAUGAAGCACCACGUCGAACUGGAUCAGCAGAACGGAGAGGUGGAUGUCCACACCAUCUGUCAGCACUGUUACCGGCAGUUCUCCACUCCCUUCCAGCUGCAGUGUCACCUGGAGAACGUCCACAGUCCCUACGAGUCAACAACAAAGUGCAAGAUUUGCGAGUGGGCGUUCGAGAGCGAGCCCAUGUUCCUGCAGCACAUGAAGGACACUCACAAGCCGGGGGAGAUGCCCUACGUUUGUCAGGUCUGUCAGUACCGCUCGUCGCUCUAUUCCGAAGUGGACAGCCAUUUCCGCAUGAUCCACGAGGACACGCGGCACCUGCUCUGCCCUUACUGCCUGAAGGUCUUCAAGAACGGCAACGCUUUCCAGCAGCACUUCAUGAGGCACCAGAAGAAGAGUGUUUAUCACUGCAACAAGUGUAGACUCCAGUUCCUCUUUGCCAAGGAUAAGAUUGAACACAAGCUGCAGCACCACAAAACCUUCCGAAAGCCCAGACAACUGGAAGGAUUGAAACCCGGCACCAAGGUGACCAUCAGGGCGUCUCGCGGGCAGCCACGGGCAGUGCCGAUAUCUUCCAACGACAUGCCGCAGGGCACCGGGCAGGAAACCACCCCGCUGUCGUCUUCUACUGAUCCCCAGCCCAUCUUCCUGUACCCGCCCGUCCAGAGGAACGUCCAGAAGAGAGCAGUCAAAAAAAUGAGUGUCUUGGGGAGGCAGACCUGUCUGGAGUGCAGCUUCGAAAUCCCCGACUUCCCAAACCACUUCCCCACCUACGUGCACUGCUCGCUGUGUCGCUACAGCACUUGCUGCUCCAGAGCUUACGCCAACCACAUGAUCAACAACCACGUUCCUCGGAAGAGUCCGAAAUACUUGGCUUUGUUUAAAAACUACACUGCCUGUGGUGUAAAGCUGUCCUGUUCCUCUUGCCUCUUUGUAACAUCUGAGGGUGAUGCAAUGGCCGAACAUCUGGUCUUCAAUCCGUCACACGAGUUUAGUAACAUUAUUUUCCGAG